UUAAAAAAAAAUUGUAAACAAAACAAUUUUUGUACGCCUUUCACGAAAAAAGAAUUAUUCUCUUUUUGAAAUAUUUUUAAUAAUGUGAAAGGGAAACAGAUUGAUAUAUCCUUCAGUUUGUUGCUAUUUACUCACCUAUUAAAAGAAUUCGAGCAAACAAAAAAAAAGUACUUCUGUUGUCAGAAAAAAAAAUUUAAUAACAAAACAGUUUUACAAAAACAUCAAAUGUUUUAUUCAAGAUUAUUGUACUAAUGGAUACCGAUCAAUCUCUUGAGAAACGUAUUUUAGAUUUGGAAAAUCAAUUAUUAGCUAAGGAGAAGCAUAUAAAAGUACACAUUUUAUUUAAAUACAUUUUAAAUUUGCGUAAUAUCGGAAUUCCCUACUUGUAGGAAUUAGAAACUCAGUUGGGUGAUACGGAAGAAGCAUUGGACAUUACUAUAGAAAAAGGAACAAAGUCAGAAAGUCUUAUUUUAGAAUUGAGAAAUUUUGGAAAGUGAGUUGACUAUAGUGAAUCUUCAAUUAGAAAAACAAAAUUUGUUAAAAUCACUUGGUGAAACUCAAAACUACGAACAAAUUAUAUCAAAGAAAAAUUUACAAAUUGCUGAGUUUAAGGAAGCAAUAGAUAAAUUGAAACAAUGGAGUAUUGGAACGUUUGUACAACAUGUUAUAGCUACCAAGACAAUGAAGGAGGAAUUAACUCAAAAAUUGGCUGCAGAAAAUGAAGCAACUACAUUGAAGAUUCAAAUCAAGAAUUUAAACGAAUUAUUAAGAAAGUAUGAAUUCAUAAUAUCGUCGCAACAAAAUUCAUUAAAUGAAUGUAUGAUAUAUGAAGAAGGAUUAGUGAAUCAAAUAAAAAAAAUUUAUGAAAAGUUGAAUACAUUUAUAUCAGCGUUUGAUCAAUUGAAAAAAAAAUAUAUUGAAAUAAAAAUACUUAAUGAGGAAUCGAUACUAAAUCAUGGAGAAGAAGUCUUAAAGCUUCGUAGAAUAGUUCAGGCGUAUAGCCCAUUAUCAAAUACAAAAUGGGAUGAAACGUCUCCAGUUGUAGGAUUACGUGAUAAUUUAUUACUACAAACAGAAAAAUUGAAAUCUAGAAAUUUUUUAAUAUCAUAUGUUUUGUUAAACGUUGAAAAACAAUUUCUAUAUACUUCCCGUUUUUCAAUACUUUCGUUUCCAGAAAGUUCCGUAUAUCAAUUCGGAAUAACCACUUUAAGAUUAGUAUACAAAGUUGAUUCAAUUCUUCAACACAUUUAUGUCUCGGAUUACAAAUCAUUGAUUUCGGAUCUACAGUCUAACCCAUCGUCAGUGUCGAAAAAUCGUAGCUACGUUUUGUGGCUACAUCAAACUGUUACAAUUCUUUGUACAAUUCAAUGGUUGCUAUCUGAAAUUUUAGAGACACUACGGAAAAUGUCGUUUGAUCAAGUUUUAAAUCUUUUUGUAGAGAAACGGACGACCAAUACACAAAACUCUCUUUUUCUUGAUAUCAUACCAAUAAAAAAUUUGAAACCAUCAGGAUGGAUAAACCUAUUGAAAAUCGGAGAGCAUUAUAUAGAUGAGUUAAUUGGUCUUGCAGUACAUAUGGUUCUUGCUCCUUCAUAUGACACUUCUGUACUUGAGGAAUUUAUUAGUAAUAUGGAAAAAUUGCUGAGUCUUGCAAGAGAGUCUAAUAACGAAACAAUGGACGAUAAUAUUUCUACUUUUUGUUAUACAAGUUCCCAAGCUAAAGGCAUCCAACCUCCAGUUAUAGUUGCUUUACUUAGGAGGCUAAAUAGUGUUGCAGUUGUGGGCUAUUCUGGAGCAUCUUACGAUUCUUCCUUGCUAAAAGAAAUUCCCACAUCGGUUUGGGCAGCUGUAUGGGAAGCUACGGAUUAUUUGAUCAAUAAAAUUCCGUUUGGAUCAGCAUUCAAAGAAGAAAACAUUAGUCCUAUUUCUGAAAAAAAUGUUAUAUCCUUAGGUUUUGGAUAUUUUAUUAUGAAAAACACAACGUCUCAGUAUAAAAACGCUGCGAACUUUCUUAAUUCAAUGACGGAAUCCAUCAAUUACUUAGAGUCCGUUUUAGUGUCUCCGUCUGAUGCUAAAAAAUUGUUUGACGGUCCUAAAAUUAUAGAAGAAGCAAGACUUGUAGGGUUAAACCUAAAGUUUCUUGAUGAAAUGUGUACUGAUUUUUAUACAGACGUGAAUGAUUUUUCUAAUCCUUGGGAAACUGCCAUUGAACGUGUUGUGGAACAUUUGCAGAAAACUAAAUUAGUAACGGAAAAAUUAGUUGAUAUUCAAAAUGAAUGCCAACAAAAAAAAGAAACCAUUAAUAAGCUUCACCAGGAUAUAGAGGAUUUAGAAAGGUCAUCAUUGGAAUGGAGCCAGAAGUACGGCGUGGCAAACAGAGAACUUAGGCGCUUUAUGCAUCUUGAGUACGAACUACAAGAGAAAAAUGCCCGCGAGCACUAUCUUUCAACAACUUUGAUGACCCAACAGCAAAACGUCAAGGAAUUACAGGAAGAGAAAAAUAUUCUUUUAGAAGAAGUCACUCAUUUACAAUCUAAAUUACAAAAAAUGACACAGUUUCUGAAGCGUUUCAAAAAUUCCCCUUACCAUUUGGAUAAUACGAGUGAUUGGAUGCCAAUAGAAAUCGCUCAUCUACGAUUAAUUAAUCAAAAACUACACAAGGAAUUACUCUCUCUUGAAGUAGCAAAGGCGAAUUUAGCUGCUCGAAUACCAUUUGCGCAAAUAAAAAAUGAGUCUAAGGAAAAUAAUGAUUCUUAUCUGACAAGGAAAGAAUUGGCGAAAAAUCCUUUAGAAAUUCAAAUAAGUAAAAAUACAUUGAUCAAAGAGUACCUAACUUUACGGAGGUUAAUUAUGGGCCAUAUGAUAAACACUCCGUUAUAUGACCCUAAAUUGUCUACCACGGAGUGGAAUAUAAAGCAGAAAGAAUACGGCAAGGUCAAAGCAAACCUUUUUGCACAAUUUCAAGCUUUUAAAAUAAAAUUGGAGAGUUGUUUAAGACAAGCAACAAGACGUCUCUCUGAAUCCUAUGGAGAAUUUGGUCCUAAUUCUUUGACAAAUCGUUAUGAAUGGAUGGGCUUGUGCAACAUUCAUAAUAUGCAGAAAAACACUAGUUGGGCAAAACCUACGAUGAAAAUAACAAUCCCUAGACCACCCGAAUGGGCAGAUGUAAACGGAUUUUCCAAAUCUUGUAAAUUUGUGUUAAAUUCCCAUCAACUUGGGUUACUACAUAAGAAAACAAUAAUUAAUCACUUUUAAAAUUCUUGUCAAGAAAAACAUAAAAACUAUGCAGAGAACCUUUUAUU
Messenger RNA from Hylaeus volcanicus, 3302 nucleotides. RefSeq lists its product as uncharacterized. NCBI's taxonomy places the organism in Eukaryota, Metazoa, Arthropoda, Insecta, Hymenoptera, Colletidae. The record is from RefSeq and is a predicted model, not a curated record. Gene Ontology annotation, cellular component: cytoskeleton; cytoplasm. Gene Ontology annotation, biological process: peptidyl-threonine phosphorylation; actomyosin structure organization. Bases 682 to 3255 code for a protein of 857 amino acids. The transcript is spliced from 26 exons. Gene Ontology annotation, molecular function: protein serine/threonine kinase activity.